AGCGAGGAGGAGGAGGAAGGGAGUUGGUACAGACAGAGAGUGUUAUGAGGAGAGCAGGAGGAGGAGGAGGAGGAGGAGGAGGAGGAGGAGGAGGAGGAGGAGGAGGAGGAGGAGGAGGAGGAGGAGGAGGAGGAGGAGGAGGAGGAGGAGGAGGAGGAGGAGGAGGAGGAGGAGGAGGAGGAGGAGGGAAUCGAGGAAAAGCAUUUGUAGUGGGGCGGCAGGGCAUUCACGAGAGUGCCUUGCCAGUUGCCGGCGGCGGGAUGAACCACCUGCUCUGAAGGACAGGGGAAGUAAGGAGAGGGUU
Molecule: messenger RNA, 304 nt
Organism: Closterium sp. NIES-67
Lineage: Eukaryota; Viridiplantae; Streptophyta; Zygnematophyceae; Desmidiales; Closteriaceae
Source: the annotation of a GenBank genome assembly